AUGGAGGAUAUUUAUGAAAUUCUUAUAAAUUAUAUGGGCUUAGGUCAGUGUGUUAAUAGUCUAAUGCAUAGUCAGUUGCUUAAAGACUUGCAUCAACAGUUCAACACCAAUAUAUCGUCAAAAAUCAAGAGCUGCAUUUCGGGAAACAACUUUGCAUAUCUUGAUCGCGCUAUCACAUUCACUUCCUGGACCAGAAAUCAUACACCCCCAAAUUCAUCUAUCCUUGAGGGUGCAUCAUCAAAUUUUAACCGCGCAGAAUCAUCAUCAGCAUCUUUAGAGUACCCAGAUAAUUGUCCACGAAAUCUAUCUGGAAUUUCAUCGAACAGACGACGGAAAAACAACCCACCUCGUAAAUCAUUUAUCAUAAUACGAGUUAACAAAGAAACACACGAAAUCAUCGUGGAUUUGUUGCAAAGGUCGAUCAUCUCUGAUAAAGUCUAUACUGGUCAUGGUUAUCCACCUCUUACUAUGGAAGAACAAACAACAGCCAACCAGCUAGUUUUAGCAUACCCUCCUUUUAUACGUUCGGUUAAGAAGAGAAAACUCAAACUAUCUGAAGUUAUUUGUUCAUCUUUCACAGUAGGAUGGUUUGGGGAGGAACAUGUUAAGAGAAACAUAAAAAUUGUGUGUUUCUAUUUGGAUGGAACAGUGAAUUUUUAUGCUAGACCUAUUCAAGGUAUAACUAUUACGGUUAACCUUGAUGAGAUGAAAGUAACAGAAUACACUGAUAGGAUAAUGGUCCCUCUUCCUAAAGCUGAGGGAACUGACUAUAGGAAAUCAAAAUCAAAACAGUCAAACGAUGCGGCUACUUGUACAGGAGAGGAUUUUGUGCAGGGAAAUUUGGUUGAUUGGGCAAAUUGGAAAUUCCACAUGAGUUUCGAUGUGCGGGAAGGGCUCAUCAUAUCUUUGGCAUCAAUUUAUGAUGAAGAAAAAGAGAAGUUCCGUCAUGUCCUGUACAAAGGAUUUAUUUCAGAACAUUUCACACCAUAUAUGGAUCCGACAGAAGAAUGUUAUUACAGGACAAUCUUUGAUGCUGGUGAAUUUGGUUUAGGACAAUAUGCCUCUCAACUCGAACCCCUUAAGGACUGUCCAGCCAAUGCAGUUUUCAUGGAUGGGUACUAUGCUGGACAAGACGGCAAGCCGGUAGAGAUUAAAAAUGUUUUUUGUGUUUUUGAAAAAUAUGCUGGAGAUAUCAUGUGGCGUCAUGCCGAAACUAGUAUUCCCGGUAAAGUUGUAAGGGAGGUUAGAAAAGACGUGACCUUGGUAGCGAGGAUGGUUUCCACUGUUGGCAACUACGAUUACAUUUUUGACUGGGAAUUCCAACAGAGUGGCUCUAUUAAAGUUGAGGUAGGUCUAACUGGAAUCCUCGGAAUGAAGGCUACAGAAUACACCCACAAAGACCAGAUCAAGGAGGAUAUCUUUGGUACCCUAUUAGCUGACUAUACUGUAGGGGUAUACCACGAUCAUUUCAUCACGUACUAUCUUGAUCUCGAUGUUGAUGGAGACGAAAACUCGUUUGUGAAAUCCACCUUGAAAACAAAGAGAGUUACAGGUGAUGAUGCCUCCAAAAGGAAGAGUUACUGGACAGUGGUAAAAGAAACAGCCAAAACUGAAUCCGACGCAAAGAUAAAAUUGGGAGCGGACCCUGUAAACCCAAAUAAGAAGACUAAAAUGGGGAAUGAUGUCGGGUUCCUUCUGAUUCCUGGACGGCAGCAAGCGAGUUCGCUUUUGUCGGACGACCAUUAUCCUCAAAUUCUUGCUGCAUAUACCAAGUAUCAUGUUUGGGUGACCCCUUAUAAUAAGUCUGAAAAAUGGGCUGCUGGAUUAUAUGUUGAUCAGAGUCGUGGUGAUGAUACAUUGGCGGUUUUGAGUAGCAGAAAUAGGGAAAUAGAAAACAAGGACAUUUUUUUGUGGUACACAGUGGGGUUUCACCAUGUACCUUGUCAAGAAGAUUUCCCCGUAAUGCCAACUCUCAGCAGCGGAUUCGAGCUUCGACCUACGAAUUUCUUUGAAAGAAAUCCAGUCCUUAACAACUUGAGUUCCCCUAAGAUUUGA
Messenger RNA from Papaver somniferum (opium poppy), 2055 nucleotides. RefSeq names its product primary amine oxidase 1-like. Gene Ontology annotation, molecular function: copper ion binding; quinone binding; primary methylamine oxidase activity. The transcript is spliced from 8 exons. Gene Ontology annotation, biological process: amine metabolic process. Bases 1 to 2055 code for a protein of 684 amino acids. The record is from RefSeq and is a predicted model, not a curated record. NCBI's taxonomy places the organism in Eukaryota, Viridiplantae, Streptophyta, Magnoliopsida, Ranunculales, Papaveraceae.